GUUUUGACAAGAACUCGACAGCACACCUGCCUCGACCGACGACGCCAGGCCGACGUCAAUUGAUAUCCUGGUUCCCUAAGAUCGUUACGUAGAGCUCGUCUCACAUGAAAAACCUGGCACGAACGCGAACAAGAAGCCUAGGGGAGCGAGCCGUGCGUGCAAGGAUGAGUGGAUGACCUCACGAAAGCAUCGUCUAAUCCCGAAAAGAACGGUCAAUCCACGGCCACGACCACACACAUAUAUAUCUGACCCGAAUUCACGCGCAACGACUCAUACGCGCGCUCUCUCUUAUUCUCUCUCAAACUUCCAACCUCAUCUCAACCCUCUCGACCUACCAAGCAACGACCUCCUCCCAACCUCAACACCAUGAAAGCAACAUAACCCACCUCUACAAUGUCGACGACCCAACCCCAGCGCCACGCCCCAGGCUCCUUCCACUUCCUCGCAGGCCUCUCCUCCGGCAUCCUAACCGCCAUCCUCCUCCAACCCGCCGACCUGCUCAAAACCCGCGUCCAACAAUCCCGCUCCACAACCCUCCUCUCCACCAUCCACACCAUCGCCUCCGGCCCCACGCCCAUCCGCCACUUCUGGCGCGGCACGAUCCCGUCCGCCGUCCGCACGGGGCUCGGCAGCGCGCUCUACUUUUCCGCGCUCAACGCGCUGCGCGUCGGGUUUGGGAAUCUGAGUCCGCGUCCGAGUCCCAGCACCAGCACAAACAACAACAACAACAAUAACAACAACAAUGGCAGUAGCAGCAGCAGCAGCAGUAGAAGUGGUAGUAGCACCAAAAACACAAACCCAACCCUCAACCUCCUCACCGGCGCCGCAGCACGCACCUGGGCAGGCCUCCUCAUGAUGCCCAUCACCAUCGUCAAAGUCCGCUUCGAAUCCACAGUCUACACCCAGACCUACACCUCCCUCACGCGCGCAGCACGGCACAUCUACACUACGGAAGGCAUCCGCGGCUUUUUCGCGGGCUUCGGCGCGACGGCCGUGCGCGACGCGCCGUAUGCGGGGCUCUACGUCGUCGGGUACGAGAUUUGCAAGGAGAGGCUUGGGGGUGUGUUUCUUGGUUCCCCUCGUGGGGAUGCGGACAGUGGAGCAGGAGGAGGAGGAGGAGGAGCAGGGGGAGGAGGAGGAGGAAGAGGAACAGCAGGCGCAACAAGCCACGCAGCGGUAAACUUCUCGAGCGCGGUGGCGGCGAGCGUGGGAGCGACGGCGGCGACGAAUCCGUUUGAUGCCAUCAAGACGCGCAUUCAGCUGUUUCCGGGCGUGUACGGGCAUAUGCUUGGAGCCGGGGCGCGCAUGGUGCGGGAGGAAGGGUGGGGGGUGUUGAUGGAGGGGGUGGGGAUUCGGGUGGUGCGCAAGGGGAUGAGUAGUGCGUUGGCGUGGACGGUGUAUGAGGAGAUUAUCAGAAGGGUGGAGGGGUGA
Messenger RNA from Pseudovirgaria hyperparasitica, 1431 nucleotides. RefSeq names its product mitochondrial carrier. The transcript has 2 exons. The record is from RefSeq and is a predicted model, not a curated record. The coding region runs from base 394 to 1431 and encodes 345 amino acids. Gene Ontology annotation, biological process: glycine import into mitochondrion. Lineage: Eukaryota; Fungi; Ascomycota; Dothideomycetes; Acrospermales; Acrospermaceae. Gene Ontology annotation, molecular function: glycine transmembrane transporter activity. Gene Ontology annotation, cellular component: mitochondrion; mitochondrial inner membrane.